Messenger RNA from Schistosoma curassoni, 2626 nucleotides. The record is from the annotation of a GenBank genome assembly. Lineage: Eukaryota; Metazoa; Platyhelminthes; Trematoda; Strigeidida; Schistosomatidae.
UAAAGAAGUAACUGAAUUAUACCUAUUUUAAAUUAAAUCAAGAUAAUGUGGUUUGUUUGGGACAGGGUCAUGUGAACUCAUCACUAUUGAAUUAACUCCAGUUGAAUCAAUGAAAACACAUUUUUUCAACAAAUACUGGAGAAUAUAACAUGGAGAAUAUAAUUUUACUAUUUCACACCCGACCGAUUGUUCCAAGAGUACAAAUCGCUUUCUUCUCAUAAAAAUAGUAUUCCUACCCAUUAUAAUGAUAUAGGACUAGACGCACUAAUUCAAAUCACAUACCAGAUCCACCUUCACAAGUGAUCCUACUAUGGAUACCCACUUUUUUGCUGGACUUACAAAAUUUAAACUAGAUGCAGGAAAGUUACGUCGUGAUGAUGAUUUUUCAGACAGGUUUAGUCAUACGUUUACUUCUUUAUUAUUGAUUAUUUUUACACUUAUCAUAUCGGCUCGUCAGUAUAUUGGUAAACCAAUCGCCUGUUGGGUGCCAACGGAAUUUACGCGCGCUCAAGAAGAAUAUGCUGAAUCAGUAUGUUGGGUAACAAGCACAUAUUUUAUACCUACUCAGGAUAUUAAUAUUCCCGAAAAUAUAUCAGAACGUGAAAAUAGAAAAAUUCAUUAUUAUCAAUGGGUUCCAUUUAUUCUAAUGAUACAAGCAUUUUUAUUUAAUUUGCCAUGUUUAAUAUGGAGAUUAUUUAAUUGGCAGUCUGGGAUUCAUUUAUCUAGUAUAAUGGAAGUAGCUUGUGAAAUUGAAAUGAUUAAAGAUCCCGAAACAAGAAAAUCAAAUAUCACAUAUGUGGCAAGACACAUUGAGGAUGCCUUGAGUUCACAACGUGAAUAUCGAUCCGGUUGUGGUGUGCGCUUUAAACAUUGUUUAGCCAAAAGUUGCUGCUUAUGGUUCGGUAAACGUUACGGAAAUUAUUUAAUAUGCUUAUAUCUAAUUACAAAAUCACUGUACAUAUUCAAUGUGGUUGGGCAGUUUUUUUUAAUGAACAAAAUUUUGGGCACGAAUUACACAUUUUAUGGUUUGGAUUUACUCCGUGAUAUAAGUGAGGGUUAUGUGUGGCAGGAAUCAGGCAAUUUUCCACGUAUUACGCUUUGUGAUUUUGAAGUACGCAAGGUGGCCAAUAAACAUAGGCAUACUGUACAGUGUGUACUACCCAUCAACAUGUUUAACGAGAAAAUCUUUAUAUUUCUAUGGUUCUGGUUUAUAUUGGUAGCGGCUGUGAAUACAAGUAGUUUUCUAUAUUGGUCAUACAAAUCAAGCUUUCGUGGAACAAGAAUUCAGUUCAUUAGAAAAUUUUUAAAAUUACGUGGAGCGCUAGAACCAGGUGAUAAGAAAAGAACAUUAACAUUUGUUGAUUCAUAUUUAAGACAAGACGGUGUGUUUAUUUUGAGACUGACAGCACAAAAUGCUGGUGAACUAGUUGCCUCUGAAAUAAUUGAAAAAUUAUGGAAUAUGUACAGAGCGCAUCAAAAUAUAAGCACAACUUCAACAUCUCAGCCACUUUCUUACACUUUGCCGCAACAACCUCAGCUGCCACAACAUCAACCGUCACACCGAUCAUCACAUCACCACCAUCAUCACCGUUCCAGUACAGCCUCAAGCACUAAUAGACGUGCAAGCCGAUCGCUUACUCCAGUAAGUCCUUCAGAUUCAUCAGAAAUAAGAAGAAAACCACCUCCGAGCUAUCCGGCUUACCAUUUACGACCACCACCAGCUAGUCCGGCAGGAAAUCAACUUCCUCCUCCUCUUCCUCCAUCCCUAAGGCCAUCAGCACCACCACCUCUUCCUCCAAUACUAGGAAAAACAACUAGUAGUAGCUUAGAUGGUACAAGUAGCUCUAUAACAAGUCAUAGUCAGCCAUCCACAGUAACUGAAAACACUGAUCAGUUUGUAAGAAUGAGAUCCGUUAUUUCAGGUAGUAUAGGGUUUGAAACAUUAAGACCAACUGAAAGUCAGUCAACAGAUUUAUGUACUAACACCGAUAUAAAGAAGAGACUACCCACUACUGGGAAUAGCUCUUUCCCGGGUGUAGUUAGUGUUAGAUCUAUUAACUCCACACAACAACAUCAGGCAAAUAAUCAAAGUUCACAGAUCCGUAGUCAAUCAGAAGAAGAUCCUGGAGAAUUUGUCUAAUAAUACAUUAUUUUUCCAUUCAUUGCUGGUAUAACAAAAGACAGUAAAUAUUCCUUCCUAAGAAUCUUUUAAACUGUGAUUUAUAAAUACUUCUCACUGCUUCUAUUCUUUUUGUACAUUCAAUACCUUCCAGCUGCCUGUAUCAACCAGCAUUUACCAUCAAUAAAAUUACUUAAAAAUUGAUUUUCUUAAAGACAUUAACUCCACUCUGAACAUUUCAACUUUCUUGCUGUUAAAAGCCCCACUGCGAUCUAUUUUCAAAGUCUAUUCAUCUUUAUUCAAACAUUUAUCUUUACAAUGCUUAGAUUAUUUUCGGAGUAACAAUUAUAUAAAUGGAUUUAGAGUACAUCUUUUCAAAUUGAGACAAUAGACUGAAAUGUGCUUAAAUUGUGAAUAGAACAUUUAAAUUAAUAAAAAUAUGCACCAUUUGUACAUGUAUGUCCUUGUAUAUAUCAAUGAAUAUAUAUAUAUAUAUAUAUAUAUAUA